Tetrahymena thermophila SB210 is the source of this 1134-nucleotide messenger RNA. RefSeq names its product transmembrane protein, putative. Lineage: Eukaryota; Ciliophora; Oligohymenophorea; Hymenostomatida; Tetrahymenidae. The transcript is spliced from 7 exons. The record is from RefSeq and is a predicted model, not a curated record.
AUGUUUAUGUUUUUUCUUCUCAUAUCUUUCUUAAUUUAACUCAUUUUUUUAUUUUCAAAUUUAGCUUUGAUAUUUUUAAAAUUUAUUUCUUAUUAUUUCAUAUUUUUUCUUCAUUUUUCCCUUCUUAAUAACGAAUUAAUUAAUUAUUUAUUUAAUUUUUUUAUUCAAUAUUUAAAAAGUCAGAAUAAAAUAAACAAAAAAGGUGUAUCAAGCUUAGGCUCUAGUUUGGCAAAAUGCACUAAUCUCUCAAAUUUGACACUUGAUCUUAGUAAUAAUAAAAUAAAUGAAAUAAGUGCAUCAAAAUUAGGUUGUGCUUUAGGAAAUUGCACUAAUCUCUCAAGUUUGACGCUUAAUCUUAAUUAGAAUUAAAUAAGCAAAAAAGGUUCAUCAAACUUAUGUAUUGCUUUAGCAAAUUGUGCUAAUCUCUCAAAUUUGACACUUUGCCUUCGUUAAAGUUAAAUAGGAGAAGGUGCAUCAGACUUAUGUUCUAUUUUAGCAAAUUAUAAUAAUCUCUCAAAUUUGACACUUGAUCUUUGUGAGAAUUAAAUAAGCAAAUAAAGUCCAUCAGACUUAUGUUCUAUUUUAGCAAAUUGCACUACUCUCUCAAAUUUGAGACUUGAUCUUAGUUAGAAUUAAAUAAGAAAAUAAGGUGAAUCAAACUUAGGUUUUGUUUUAUUAAAUUGUACUAAUUUCUCAAAUUUAACACUUAAUCUUUGUUAGAUAUAAAUAAGCAAAUAAGAUAAAUAAGAAGCAUCAUACUUAUAUUCUUUUUUAGCAAAUUUCAUUAAUCUCUCAAAUUUGACACUUAAUCUUAGGUAAAAGCAGUUUAUUUGUUUUGGAUUGCCAUAUUUAUUAGCUUUUCAUUAGUUUUAUUUUUCUUUUUAUAGUACUUAUGGUUUUUUCUUCUUCUAUCUUUCUUUAUAUAGCUCAUUUUUUUAUUUUCAAAUUUUGAAUUUAUUAUUUUUAACUAAUUAAUUCAUUUCUAUUUAUUUUUAUUUCUUCAUUUUUCCUUCUAAAUAAUUAAAUAAUAAUAUAUUAUUUUUCAAUAUUUAAAAAGCUUCAAUAAUAUUUGUGAUGAAGAUGCAUUAGGUUUAGGUUCUACUUUAGCAAAUUGUACUAAUCUCUCAAAUUUGA